AACUUCGUAUCAUUCGGUAAUUGGUGCAAUUAAUACCUAGAUAGUCACGUCAGCCCUUCAGGAAAAGAGUGAUAUAUGGUAUCUUAAUAUUUAUCUCAACUUAUCAUCCUACUUUCAUUCCAACCUUACGGACCCUCCUAAAGCUUACCAUCUAUUUCACCGGCAACAAUCUUGAAACAUCAAACUACAAUAAUCCAAACUCAUAAUGGAUCAUUCACAUAUGGAUCACAGCCUGCACGGUAUGGGGAUGGAUAUGGGAGGAGAUAGCUGUAAUAUGAACGUUCGUCUCCAAUGUACUUCACUCUCUCAAUUCCUCAAUCAUUAACAUCCAAUUGCAGAUGCUCUUUACUUGGGACACAACCAACCUUUGCAUCAUCUUCCGGUGGUGGCACAUUCGUUCUACCUUCUCCCUUCUCAUAUCCCUCCUUGGCGUUGUUGCCAUUACCGCCGGCUACGAAGGCAUUCGCUCUCUAGUUCGUCGCUAUGAAACAUGGGUGGAGAAACAACAAGCAUCUAUAACACGUAAGUUUUCUUACUUUCACACAUCAUCCCUUUGCGCUUCUUCUCUCGACUUUCAUACCUGGACAGUGGAAUGAAAAGCUGAGAUUGUUUACACGAAUUAAGUGGAUGAUGUUACUGAAAAUACGCCUUUUCUCUGGGCAGGACGCAAUCAAGAGGAAGUGGGUCAAAGAGCACAUAUUAUUAAGGCUGCGCUAUAUGCCUUCCAGUAUUUUUAUGCGUUUAUGUUGAUGUAAGCCUCUAUCUUUAUCCUUUCCGCAUAUGCAUACUAAUGAUGCUAUAGGUUGCUUUUCAUGACAUAUAAUGGAUGGGUUAUGAUUUCCGUAGGAGUAGGUGCAUUUGUGGGUUUCUUGAUAUUCGGAAAGAACCUUUCAGCUUCGAAGGAAACGGCAUGUCAUUAAGGUACAGUCGUGGAUUUCGGGAGCGGGCUGAUUAACGGAAGAUGAGAUUUUUGCCGUUUAGAAAUGAAAGGUGUAGCGCCAUGGGUGCUAACAACAUGUGUUUCUGAAAGGAAGAAGUUCAAUAUCUCGAGGAACACGGAACGAUGUCGAAAUCUUGACUUCAGCGAGAUUGAUACGGGUUUUGGGGAUAUACCCAGUUCUGGUUGAAAUAUAUUCGUAUAUAGAGAGUGGUACUACACUUCUUGCAUACUCCGAUCUAUUUUUCACAGCGAAAUACCCAGUUCCCAAAAAUCUAACUCUAGUUAACUGAUUACUGGCAUGCAUGUUCGUAUAAAUCU
This is a messenger RNA of Sclerotinia trifoliorum, 1258 nucleotides long. The record is from the annotation of a GenBank genome assembly. Lineage: Eukaryota; Fungi; Ascomycota; Leotiomycetes; Helotiales; Sclerotiniaceae.